Molecule: messenger RNA, 3734 nt
Organism: Strongylocentrotus purpuratus (purple sea urchin)
Lineage: Eukaryota; Metazoa; Echinodermata; Echinoidea; Camarodonta; Strongylocentrotidae
Product: alpha-(1,6)-fucosyltransferase
Exons: 8
Coding region: 951-1808 (285 amino acids)
Biological process (GO): protein N-linked glycosylation
Molecular function (GO): alpha-(1->6)-fucosyltransferase activity
Source: RefSeq, a predicted model, not a curated record
UUUAUUUUUGUCAAAUUGAAUAUUAACCGCGACACAAAGGAACAGUUGUCGACCGGAAGAUUUUGGGCGAUAGCGAGAAUUCACACAAUAAUUUGCCUUUUGCCUGCAAUAUUUUUGCAAUGUAUGCACACGUCAUUGAAUGUCGCUAACAAAUUUUUAAAUGUAUGUGAAUGUCACAAUAUGCACUAGUUUGAAGCUGGACAAUAUCAAGCUCGACGCCAUCUUGAUUAAAUCUGAAGCACAUAUGAGCAUUUGAUAUUUGUCUUCGUCAAUUUUUUUUAUUAUCGACUUUGUCAACGUGCUUUUGGAAUAUACAUUACGAAAGGUAGAAUAGCAGCUUACUUGUAUAUCGGGUGAGAUAUAUUUUGUAUCGUUUUGAGCAUGAAAAUGUCUGGAUUUUAAACACAGAACUGAGAUACGAAUGUGAAGAAGACGAAGAAGACACGAAUGUAUAAAGUAGAAAUAGGUUUGGUUGUCUAGCGAAGGAGAGUCGUGAUCAUGAAUACUUUGUUCAAGUUGUUGGUGACGAUUACGCUAGCCUUGAUAAUCAGCUUGUUCGUCAUAUUUAACCAAGGAAUAUCUCCUCGGUUCAACCAGCACAUAAAGUCUUCAAAGCAGGACUCACCUCGAACGGAGAUCAACAGUGUCGGACAACCGUACGUGAACCUGACGAAAUAUGACGAAAAACAAAAGUACAUCGUGUCGGCUAACACCACUCUAACUCAAUUGGAUGGAAAUUCAUCGUGGGAACAAGAUGAGUUGAUGAAGCUCUCAAAUCUUAUACAGAAAAGACUCCAUUUCCUUCAGAAUCCUCCAGACUGCAGAAAAGCCAAGAAGAUCGUGUGUGAUUUCAACCAUCGAGUCGGGUUCGGAUCGAGUGUUCAUCAUUUGUCGUUCUGUCUGAUUAUGGCAUACGGCAGUGAGAGAACCCUCAUCCUUAAUUCCUCGGAAUGGGUCUAUUCCCCGGGGGAUGGGACAAGUUCUUUCGCCCUCUCAGUGAGAACUGCCUUGAUGAACAAGGAGAGACCACAGCUUACAAUAAGUGGCCAACUCCUGAUGGAAAUAAAAACACCCAAGUGGUAAAACUCUCCAAAAUAGGAAACUUUAUUAAAACGAACAAAAGGCCAGACUUCCUGCCCUUGGCGAUUCCAGAAGACAUCUCGGUGAGACUGAGGAGAGUCCACAGUAAACCCCUCGUCUGGUGGAUAGGACAAAUCAUCACCUACAUUCUGAAGCCUCAGCCUCAAACCCAACAAUUCAUUGACAAUAAGACGACUGCCUUGGGAUUCACACAUCCGAUCGUGGGCAUUCAUGUUAGGCGGACAGACAAACUCGUUAACGAAGCCAAAUCGCAUGGUAUAGAGGAGUAUAUGGACCAUGUGGAAAAAUACUACCAGGAAUUAGAGAAGAGAAAAGCAGUGUCCGUCAGGAGAGUCUUCUUAGCAACAGACGAGGUCGGUCUGCUCUACGAAGCCAAGAAGAAAUAUCCUGGCUAUGUGUUUGUGAGUGAUAAUAAAAUAUCUCAGUCAGCCAAUGUAUCAUUAAGAUGGUCAGAGGAAUCUUUGAUGGGUAUCAUCGUAGAUCUUCAUCUUCUGGCUCGUUCGGAUUUUGUGGUUUGCACAUGCUCUUCAAAUAUAUGUCGACUGGUUUACGAAAUGAUACAGCAUUCCCAUUUAGAUGCCUCCAAGAAACUCAUCAGCGUUGACAGACAAUACUUCUGGUACGGUGAGAAUACCAAAGCCAAAGGCAAAACUGCAAAGAUGCCUGUGUAUGUAGGGGCUGAGAACGUUCACUUGGAUGGUGUGUGAGGCCUGAUAAGCUGCCUAUUCCCGCAGGCUCUCUUUGAUUUCCUUUGUUUCUUUGGCUUGAUAGUAAAGUUAGCGAACGUCAACAGUCUCUUCUUCAAGUUUACCACGGUCCGACAGAAUUCCUCCAUAUGAUGGUGAGACAUUGACAUAGUGGAGUCAAUUUAAACACCCAUGUUUCUAAAAGAUGUACUUCUAUUUAUAAGAGAAUCACCAAUAUUAAUUUUACUUUUCAAAGUUGUAUUUGGAUCCGAAAAGUAAGAACUAAAAUUUGUCAUGAUUGAAUUCGAGAGGAAGUGGGGCUCGUCCACCUUUCUCUAUGCAAGCCAUCCAUGUGAUGUACAACGUGAGCCACUUUGUCCUGCACCCGAGGGAGUGACACAUAUAGCUAGACAUCAUCAGCAAACAGUAAUAGUCGACCUCGUGAAGAUUUAAGACUCGCUUCAGUCCACUCAAGUAAAUACAAAAUAAUAUCGGUCCUCCAACGGAACCCUGGAGCACCCCACAGUUCGCCGGGACAGGAUCUGAUUUCGCAUCAUAAUCACAGUUGUAAAAUUUGCUAACACUUAGAAUGAUAAUAUUGAAACCAAUCACACGCUCUUCCACACAUUUCAAGUAACGCAGUUGUAUUGACGAGUACCUGAUGGGUUACGUUAUUAAAGGCAGAAUAUAAAUGCAAGAGCCCAACAGCAUUAAGCUUUCUAGAGUUCAUAUCCCGAAGAAAGUGUGGGAUAACUAGUUAAACUUAAUUCCAGUGACAUUACAACUCCACAUUGAUCUUCUUAAUUCAUUUCUUUAAUAUCUCUUCUUAAUUAUAGCAAAUGUCAAGGUUCAAUACUGUUUAGACUUUAGUGCUAGAUCUAGACUGUCCAUUGUAUACAGCUCAUAGUCUAGAUCUAGAUCAAGAGUAGGCUAAGUAUACCCAGACGUUGUGUGACCGGUGAGGUUGUUUCCGGACAGUUGAUUGAAAGCAGAAUUUGAAGAAGUUUGUCCGCAAUAUUUUGCAAAUCUAGACACUAUUCUUAAGGACACAUAUUUUAAAGAACGUAGGGCUAUUUGAUGCAUACUUUUCAUAACAUUCAAAAGCAAAAGAGACGGCUCCAUUUUUGUAAAGCAUCCUGACAAAGAGAAAUUGAUAUUAGAAAGUUUGGUAAAUUUUUAGUUUUAGUGGUCAAUAUAUAAAAAUAAUUUAGUGACAUUUGAUGAUGCCGGUUCCGACUUUGAAUUUAUAAAAUGGAGAUUAAAUUUCAAAGGGUAGAUUUUAUUCGCAGAUGAAAGACCUUAUUUUGGACUAUCUAAGGCAAUUUGUUUGAAAUAUGUUAGUAUAUUUCUUUGGACUGAUAUCAAUUUCAAACUUUGUCCCGAUUAAGAUUGAUAGACACCUUUUAUUUAAGUCUGUUUGUUGCAUUCAAUAAUGUAACUUGGUAUAAUACUUGGUGUCAGUAAUAGAUAUUUUGCUGAUGUAUUUGAGAUUGUAAAUAGAGAGAAAUGUAUUGUAUAUAUAUAUAUAUAUAUAUGAUGGAUAAUUUUACUAUAAAUUUAUCGACGUUGGCAAGGUUCGCAUUGUAACAUAAUUUUGUAUUAAUUGUAACGCUUUAUUCAAUGCUAUUAAACGAUCUGCCUGCUGUACUUGGUAAUAUAAUAACCAAUUAUACUCUCGCAAUCCGAUCAGGAAUAAUUACUACGGAUUUUUGUUAACAUUUUCCUUUUUACUGUAUUCCUCAUCUACUCAUUGCAAAAGUGAAAGUGAUGAGUGUCAAAAGGAAUAUAAAAAAAGAAUAUCUAUUUUUUCCCAUUUGAUAUAGUCGAUGAAAUUGUUAUUUGAUAACAAUAUUGACAAUAACUAUGAUAACUGUAUUAACUAAUUCAUAAAUGCAUAGGAUACAUCGUCUCCUGCUAUAGACAAUUUCAAUAAAUAUAACCUGAGAG